Suricata suricatta (meerkat) is the source of this 670-nucleotide messenger RNA. RefSeq lists its product as uncharacterized. The transcript is spliced from 5 exons. The record is from RefSeq and is a predicted model, not a curated record. The coding region runs from base 1 to 642 and encodes 213 amino acids. Lineage: Eukaryota; Metazoa; Chordata; Mammalia; Carnivora; Herpestidae.
AUGUGGAGAAGCGGGAAGUGUCCCAGGGGGAGGAGUGAGGUUUCAGGAGCUACUGGAGGAAAGAGGAGCUCGGGUCUGUUCCGUCCUCAGGAAGAGGAACUGCAGGUCUUGGGAGCCGGUCACCAGGGUUCAAGCCAGAGACACCUGGGCCACUCUCGGAGCCGGAGACACCAGAACGGGGGAACUUCUAUAAAGAGGAGGGACUCCUGCUACCAGGGACCCCCACCCCGCAGACUACCCCGCAUACCUAAACCGCAUUGUCCCUUACAGCUGGGACCAGGCCUGACAUGGGGUCCUGCUGGGGGCCAUGGCCAAGGCUGCCCCCUUGCCAGUUUGGCCAGCAUGAGGCACCUGCUGAUCCAAGGAAAGGAGGGGUCUGAGCAUAAAGCCGUUCUCCUUUUCCAGGGACUUCAAAACGCUGGGUCCUGGACUGCGAAGCCACAUCCACAUCCACGGGAAGGGGGUCUACCAUGGCAAAGACACCACCUGCCCCUCCCUCUGAGCUUGUCCAUUUACCCCAGGGGUUUCUGUCUCUGCUCAGUGUGGACUUGGGUCUGUCUGCUGGCUGAGGUCAGUGCCAUGGUCUUUCUUCUCUUGUCCGCCCCCUCCAUCUCCUGUGCACAGCACAUGCCUGGCAUCUAGUGGCAGCACAAUAAACAGAUGAAUACUU